AUGCUACUAAUGAGCAAUUGGAGACCAUUCUAUAAUCGUCCAUUCCCUUUUAACUAUUUGGCUUGUAAUUUCCGAUAUUUUUCUUCUGACCAUUCAUCAGUUAGUUCUACAGUUCCGGAGGAUUCACCAAAAUUUCAAGAUCGAAUACAGAAAGCCAGUGCAAAAGCUUGCGAACAGUCAAAAAAAGGUGAAAUUGAUGCAGUGCGAAAGAAAGUUGCUGAAUUAAAUGAAUAUUUUAGUCAAUAUAUCGAUGAAUAUUAUGAAGAAGACUUACCAUUAGAACAGCCAAGAGUGGCCAAAGUGAAAGGUUACAUUUAUGUUCUUUAUUAA
This is a messenger RNA of Dracunculus medinensis (Guinea worm), 330 nucleotides long. Lineage: Eukaryota; Metazoa; Nematoda; Chromadorea; Rhabditida; Dracunculidae. The record is from the annotation of a GenBank genome assembly.